GAGGGCUAAGCGGACAUCAUGGCUGCUCAGAAAGGUUUCUGGGAUGCUAUUGUGAUUGGAGCAGGCAUCCAGGGCUGCUUCACCGCAUACCACCUGGCCAAGCACUCAAAGAGGGUCCUCCUGCUGGAGCAGUUCUUUCUUCCACAUUCCCGAGGAAGCUCACAUGGACAGAGCCGCAUAAUCAGAAAGGCUUAUCCGGAGGACUUCUACACUCGGAUGAUGGAUGAAUGCUAUCAGACGUGGGCCCAGCUGGAGCAUGAGUCUGGAACCCGAUUACACAGGCAGACUGAGCUCUUGUUGCUGGGAUUGAAGGAGAAUCCAGAAUUGAAGACAAUCCAGGCCACUCUGUCUAGGCAGGGGAUUGACCAUGAGUGUCUUUCAUCAGAGGAUUUAAAGCAACGUUUCCCAAACAUUCAGUUCACCGGGGGAGAAGUGGGGCUCUUGGACAAGACUGGAGGUGUCCUCUAUGCAGACAAGGCUCUCAGAGCCCUCCAGCACCUAAUUUGCCAGCUAGGAGGCGCGGUGUGUGAUGGAGAGAAGGUAGUGGAGAUAAGGCCUGGCCUACCUGUCACAGUGGAAACCACUUUGAAGAGCUAUCAAGCCAACAGCUUGGUCAUCACUGCUGGCCCCUGGACCAACCGGAUUCUCCGCCCCCUGGGAAUUGAGUUGCCUCUCCAGAUCUGCUAUCACCAUGGUGACAGUGUGGACCCAGAGGAGCGGGACUGCCCUACAACCUUCUCAGAUAUCCAAGAUGUCCAGAUUCUAUGCCACUUUGUCAGAGAUCACUUACCAGGCCUUCGGCCCGAGCCAGACAUCAUGGAGCGCUGCAUGUACACGAACACGCCUGAUAAGCACUUCAUUCUUGAUUGCCACCCGAAGUAUGACAACAUUGUCAUCGGUGCUGGAUUCUCUGGGCAUGGAUUCAAGUUGGCCCCUGUUGUGGGGAAGAUCCUCUGUGAGCUAAGCAUGAAAUUAGCACCGUCUUAUGACUUAGCACCAUUUCGAAUGAGCCGCUUCUCUACACCGAGCAAAGCCCACCUUUGACCGCAGCUGACUCUUUCCUGGGGGAGGAAAGCCCUCAUGGUGAAGACCACAAAGAGAAGGAAGUAGCCUUGCCAUAUCUCCUGUCACUUCUGCUUCGAUGGAAUCUCCUGUAAACACCAAAUGAUUGACCCUCUCUUCCAUUCAUCCUCCGGAGUCCAGCCCCUUUCCCAUCCUCAGAAAGUCAGACAGAGGCUCAACACCACAUAACAGCAAGGAGCUCAAAGAUGGAUGUCUGGAUGGGGAGUGGCUCAAGAUGGGCUCAGUAGACUAAGGGGAUCCUUAAAUUUCUGUUUGCUGGAAUGUUGGAUGAACUUGAGCAUGAUCUGACUAAUUCAGGGGAGUCACAGAGAUCCACUUGCUUCUGCCUCCUGAGUGCUGGGAUUAAAACUGAGCGCCGCCACCACCCGGCCAAAAAUGAUCAUCUUUUAUAAACUACUAGUGCCUUUGGGGUUUCUUUGUUGAGAACUUGAGCCAAUUGCCAUCACCAACCCACAUAAAAUCUCACCUCUAAUAAAUAAACAUUUGCCAGGAAAAAAAAAAGUUGUUGAAC
This is a messenger RNA of Phodopus roborovskii (desert hamster), 1594 nucleotides long. It is a transcript of the gene Pipox, whose product is annotated as pipecolic acid and sarcosine oxidase. NCBI's taxonomy places the organism in Eukaryota, Metazoa, Chordata, Mammalia, Rodentia, Cricetidae. Bases 19 to 1044 code for a protein of 341 amino acids. Gene Ontology annotation, molecular function: flavin adenine dinucleotide binding; sarcosine oxidase activity; L-pipecolate oxidase activity. The transcript is spliced from 7 exons. Gene Ontology annotation, cellular component: peroxisome. The record is from RefSeq and is a predicted model, not a curated record.